AUGGACAGACGCAGCAGAGCCCGCGCCCGCGUCAGCGCCGGCAUGUCCACCACCAGCGCAGCAUCAUCAUCACCCGCAGGAUCAAGAUCAGGAUCAGGCUCAGCACGAAAGCGCCCAGCACCCCCCACAUCAGAGCUCUCGAGCGCCAAAAAGCGCAAACUCCCCACCACCACCACCACCACCUCCUCCUCUUCUUCCUCCGCAGCUGCAACACCGGCUUCAAAGCGCCAGUCGACUGCCACCAAACCGUCCACCACUGCAGCGCCAGAAAGCGGCCAGGUCCGCCUACACAUCGUGUACAACUUCGGGCACGUGACGACGCACGAUGUGCCUUUGCGCACGCGGCUGACGGAGCUGUUUAAGCUCCACCAUGCGGCGGGGGGGCGUGCGCCGGGGCGCGGGGUGGUGUUGAAGCAGACGGGGGGUGAGGUUGUGGUCGGUGGCGGGCGGUAUUGGGUUGUUGGGGACAGGGGGGAGAGGAAGACGGUGGGGUGGGAGUGGGGGAGGUUUAAUGAGGGGUUGAGGGUUGGUGAUGCUGGGUGGGGGUUGGUCGGGGGGGUGGGGUGGGUGGCGUGUGUUAGGGUUGUGGGGAGGGGGAAGGGGAAGGGUGGGGAGGAGAGUGAAGAGGAGGAGGAUGAAGAGGAUGAAAAGGAGGAUGAGGAAGAUGAAGAGGAGAAGGAGAAUGGGGAGGGGGAGGACGAAGAGGAAAAGGAGGACGGGGAGGACGAACAAACCGAUGAGACCGGCGAAAAUGGCGACGAGGAGGAGGAGGAGGAUAAUGAGGAUGAAGAGGCGGAGUCGGAUGAUAGCGACGAGUUUGACGACGACGAAUAG
Molecule: messenger RNA, 834 nt
Organism: Morchella sextelata
Lineage: Eukaryota; Fungi; Ascomycota; Pezizomycetes; Pezizales; Morchellaceae
Exons: 1
Coding region: 1-834 (277 amino acids)
Source: RefSeq, a predicted model, not a curated record